GAGCUGCUGCAUGGCUGCAGGUUGUGUCUGGGGCUCUUGGGGCCUAGCACAGGUUUGGCUGCUGUCAGAGACCAAAAUGCCUCUGUUUUGUGAGGUAAUAGCUCAGAGGACAUUUAGGAGUUUGCGUGGGGUUGGCAUAUGUCCUGGAUGGCAAGAGUUACUGGAUGUUUCUGACCAGGUCAUGUUCAGAAAGAUUGCUGUAAAUUUAGAAAAGCCAGAAGAUACAAGAAAGACUCAAAGGCUGAAAAAUCUAUUUCACAGUGAUGUGUAGAGGAAUCUUUCCUGUUUACACUGCACAGGUGACCUAGUGAUGCUUUAUAACUACUGCAUGAGAAGAAGGGGGUUUUAUGAGCAGUUCACAAUGCAAAAACAUUGAAAACCAAAAAUGGGUUCUGCAGAUCUGCUUCAAAUUUUGAGAGCAGUUCAGUAUUCACAAGAGAGAAAUAAUGAAAAGUAUUAUGGACUCUAUGACCUUGUUUAUUCGUUGUUUAAACUGGGAAAUGUGGACAUGUGUAACAAGGAAAGAGGGGCACUUUACGAAGGUAGGAAUAGUUUCUGUUGCUGCUUGUCCAGUUGUGUUCCUGUGGGAUAGGGAACUUUACAUCAACUAGACCGUGCCCCUUUGGCAGUGAAGGGAAAUCUGGGUCUACAUCUGCACAUCUGGGAUUUUUUACAUCUGCAGAUGAAAGCUGAACCUGUGUAGGACAUGAGGGGAUGUCCUGGAAGGGAUCUGCUUUUGUUAGGGAGAAGCCAAUUCCAAGCAGCCUCAGGAUAUCCAAAUUAGCAAAGCACCUUGAAGAGUGCCAGCAGUACUUGAGUCCAGCAUUUGAACUUAUGGCCAAAUUCAUUACUACAAAAUACUGUCAUAAAUAAUUUAGACUUGUUAGCAUUCUGUGAAACACUCCAAGGGUGGUCCCAGCACUAGGAAUAAUUAAAUUUUGUAGUUCUGCAGGUGUUCUCUGAGAAAACUAAGCUUGGGUCAUGUGCUGAACAGGCAAAUAAACAGAGGUGUCUGAACAACUCCCUGUUCCCUGAGCGGGACAGGGCCCUGGAGAAACUGCCCAGUGUGACCCCCAGUGACGUAGCUCUGAACACCUGUGAGAGAGUAUUUCAUUUGGACUGGAGUUCCCACUCUUGGAAUUCUUGGCUGUGAGAUUUUAGCAGCUCUUUAAUGCCCAUUGGUGUUAAUUAUUAUGAAAUAGCUGGCCUUGAUGAAACUUACUGUCUUCCACUGCAGUCUAAAUGUAGUUGGGGUUGAUGAUACCCACUGAGGAAGGAAUCAGGAAUUUUCAUUGUUCAGGAUGAACAAAACCAGAUCUUGCAUUUCUCCAGAAGCCUUUUUUAUUUUAACUUGCUGUGUUUUUCUAAGUACAUCCUGAAGGGCAAGUCCUGUAAGAUGGGGAAAAUGUGAAGGAUUAUAUCCUUUCUAAUAACAGUAUUGGGAGUGUGGGAUAAUAGAGUGGGUGGUGCUGUGUGUGGAAUGGUCUAGGACAUCCUUGACAGGAUCAGUCCCUGAGCAAACUGAUCUAAUGCUGAGUUUUGUGCAGGAGAUUAGAUGAAGGACUCCAUGGGCCCCUCCCAGCCCAGAACUUUGUGUUCUCUGCUCACUGUGCUUUGGAAGUCUUUAGGUAACAGCUGGGAAUUCAGGUAAGGACAUGCUGGCUUCAGACCACCCUCCAGUGCCCACACAUCAUGGAAAUUGUGUAUUUACUAGUUUGGUUUAUCAAGGCUGAAACAUCUCAAAUAGAGUUUGUGUGCAGGCAAGGUGAGAAACUGCUGCUGGAGAAUCAGGUGGUUCAUAAAUCCUGUGAGAACUGGGCCUGAACGAGGUGUGGUUCAACUGGAACCCUGGGCAGGCAGAUGGAGAUCCUGACAAGUGGAUGCGGGUCUGGGAUCCCAGUUUGGGGGCCCCAGCCAACCCCCAGAACAGCCCUUUGCAAACUGAGUCUGGGAUCCCCAGGCAGCCACUGUUCCAGUAGUGCCACUAACCAUGGGAGCACUUGCCCUUGGCUGGAUGCUGCUGCCCUUUCCCUCUGCCUUUCCUUGGAUCUUGUGAGACAUCCUGAUCAGCUGGUCAGAGGUGAGAGAACCACAGUCAGAGGAGUUUCCUGAGUGCUCUGGUAAUGCCUCUUCAGGCAGGUUUGUCCCUCUGGAGUGAAUUGUCAAUAUGUUUGCAGCAACUGGGUAGUACCUGAUGAAUUACUGUGGUUUUUACUGUGUUUUUCAAUUUUCCACACAGAUUAACGUUACUAGCCAGGAGCUUUGGGAAGAAAUGCUUUGUCUCAAAGGACUCAUUGUUGUCGAUGUGUUUCAAGCCUGGUGUGGCCCAUGCAAACCAGUAGUGAAUCUGUUCCAAAAAAUCAAGAAUGAGGUUGGCAGUAAUCUCCUGCAUUUUGCUGUGGCUGAAGUUGAUUCCAUUGAUGCCCUGGAAAAAUACAGAGGACAAUGUGAGCCUGUCUUUCUCUUUUAUACAGGAGGAGAAUUAGUGGCUGUUGUAAGAGGAGCAGAUGCACCAUUGCUGCAGAAGACCAUCCUGAAACAGCUGGCACGGGAAAGGAAGGGUUUACGUGGAGGAGAGCCCAUGGUGGUGCCAGACAGCUUUUCCAGAGAGCAAGGAAGCACAGCUCCCCUUGAGGAGGAGCAACAGCAAGGACUAGCAGGUAAGGCAAGGCAUAGGUGUCGGAUGUUCUCUGGGCCUUGAGCUGGAACCUUUAAAAGCUGGAGCCUUCAGCACGGAUUCAGCUGCUGCUGGUUCCUACACCUGACACAAGGUGACUGGGGAGAGUCACCUUGAAACACACCCAUCGUUCGGGUGUCUGGCACUGUGAAACUGGGGUAUUUAUCUUUCCAAUGUGUUUUAUCUUACAUUUGCCCUGCCCUCCCCCCUCGCCUUCUGCCUGGCAAGGGCUCUUGGAGACCCCACAUGGCUUUCUGUUUCCAGGUGGUUUUUAAAAGAAAACACAAAUGCUUGGGCUCCAAAUCUGCUUAUACCAUCUCCUGCCUUGUCUAAAAUUAGCCACGAAUUCCCAAAGGCUUUUGCAUCGUCUCCUAAAAAGGGACAUUUUUUCCUUGGCUUUGCUGGGACAAUGCUGCAUCCUGUGCACACCAAAUCUUAGGCUCCAGAAUGUGGGAAUGGAACCAAAACCCGCCUGGCUUUAGCUGAAGCACCAUGGGAUGAAGGGGCGUGUGAGGGAUGUUGGUCUCUGCUUCUCCUUUCUCCGCCUAUUGUUAAUUUCGUUCAUUUUCUUCCCUCGGAGGCUGACGCACCCAUCGGGUCCGGGAUGACGACCGCAGCCGUGGAGCAGAUGCGACCUUUUUCAAUAAAUACAAGAUUUCCGUGCGGCAGCAGCA
Messenger RNA from Vidua macroura (Pin-tailed whydah), 3351 nucleotides. RefSeq names its product NME/NM23 family member 9 (gene NME9). Lineage: Eukaryota; Metazoa; Chordata; Aves; Passeriformes; Viduidae. The coding region runs from base 2195 to 2701 and encodes 168 amino acids. The transcript has 5 exons. The record is from RefSeq and is a predicted model, not a curated record.